Oryza brachyantha (malo sina) is the source of this 2427-nucleotide messenger RNA. Its product is annotated as receptor protein kinase-like protein ZAR1. The transcript has 2 exons. Lineage: Eukaryota; Viridiplantae; Streptophyta; Magnoliopsida; Poales; Poaceae. The record is from RefSeq and is a predicted model, not a curated record. Gene Ontology annotation, molecular function: ATP binding; protein binding; protein kinase activity. The coding region runs from base 103 to 2217 and encodes 704 amino acids. Gene Ontology annotation, biological process: protein phosphorylation.
CCCGUUUUCUUUCCCACCUCGACCUCUCCUCCUCCCUUCCUCUUCUUCACAGUGACGCACUGACGCUGUGCUGCUGUCCUUCGCUCGCGGUCGCGGCGACCGAUGGUGCUCCUCCUGCUGCUCCUGCUCGCGCUCCCCGCCGCGGCGGGAGGGCUGGCGGCGGACGGCCAGGCGCUGCUGGCCUUCAAGGCGGCCGUGCUGCGGGACCCCGAGGGCGCGCUCGCCGGCUGGGACGCCUCCUCCGCCGCCGACCCGUGCGCCUGGAACGGCGUCUCCUGCGGCGGCGGGGGCGGAGAGCGGCGGGUGGUGGCGCUGUCGCUGCCGAGGAAGGGGCUGGUGGGGUCCCUCCCGUCGUCGCCGCUCCCGGCCUCGCUCCGCCACCUCAACCUCCGGAGCAACCGCCUCUUCGGGGAGCUCCCCGCGCGGCUGCUCUCCGGCGCGGCCGGCCUGCAGAGCCUCGUGCUGUACGGGAACGAGCUGUACGGGCCGAUCCCGCCGGAGCUCGGGGACCUCCCCUACCUCCAAAUCCUCGACCUCUCCUCCAACUCCCUCAACAGCACCCUCCCCGCCGCGAUCCUCAGGUGCCGCCGCCUCCGCACGCUGGCGCUCGGCCGGAACAACCUCACCGGCCCGCUGCCGCAGGGGCUCGCCGCGGGGCUGUCGGCGCUGGAGCGCCUCGAUUUGUCGCACAACCGCUUCUCCGGCGCCAUCCCGGAGGACAUCGGCAACCUGUCCAGGCUCGAGGGGACGGUGGACCUGUCGCACAACCAGUUCUCCGGCCAGAUUCCGGCGAGCCUUGGAAAAUUGCCGGAGAAGGUCUACAUUGAUCUCACGUACAACAAUUUGUCCGGCCCGAUCCCUCAGAAUGGGGCGUUGGAGAACCGGGGGCCGACGGCAUUCGUCGGCAACCCGGGGCUCUGCGGGCCACCGCUCAAGAACCUGUGCACGCCGGACGCCAUGCCAUCGUCCAAUCCGUUUGUGCCCAAGGAUGGGGGCUCCGGCGCCCCUGCUGCCCCUGGUGCUGGGAAGAACAAGGGGUUGGGGAAGGUUGCCAUUGUGGCCAUUGUGCUCAGUGAUGUGGUGGGGAUUCUGAUCAUUGCACUGGUGUUCUUCUACUGUUAUUGGAGGGCCGUUUCUUCCAAGGAGAACGGGCAGGGUGGGGUUGCUGGCUCUAAAGGGUCCAGGUGUGGCAAGGAUUGUGGCUGCUUUAGCAGGGAUGAGUCCGCCUCGCCUUCGGAGCAUGCGGAGCAGUAUGACCUCGUGCCGUUGGACCAACAAGUGAGGUUCGAUCUGGAUGAGCUGCUGAAGGCAUCAGCAUUUGUGCUGGGGAAGAGCGGCAUCGGGAUCGUGUAUAAGGUGGUUCUUAAGGAUGGGCUGACCAUGGCCGUGAGGCGGCUAGGAGAAGGAGGGCUGCAGAGGUUUAAGGAGUUUCAGACUGAGGUUGAGGCUAUUGGCAAGGUCCGCCAUCCCCACAUUGUUACCUUGAGGGCUUAUUACUGGUCUUAUGAUGAGAAGUUGUUGAUAUAUGACUACAUCCCUAGUGGCAGCCUCUCCGCAGCAAUUCACGGUAAACCUGGGACAAUGACAUUCACACCACUGCCAUGGGAUGCACGUCUGAAAAUCAUGCAGGGGGUUGCAAAGGGGCUAUCAUUCUUGCAUGAAUUUAGCCCCAAAAAGUAUGUCCACGGGGACUUGAGGCCAAACAAUGUUCUCCUUGGGUCAAACAUGGAGCCAUAUAUAUCAGAUUUUGGCCUUGGGCGGCUUGCAAACAUUGCUGGAGGAUCACCUUUCACACAAUCAGAUCAUGCUGGUAUAGAGAAGGCUCAGAGCCAGCAGUCCGAUGCCUCGGUGAGCCCUCUUGUGAGCAAAGGACAAUGCUAUCAAGCACCAGAAGCACUGAAAACACUGAAGCCAUCUCAGAAAUGGGAUGUCUACUCCUAUGGUGUGAUCUUGCUGGAAAUGAUCUCCGGAAGAUCGCCAGUUGUUCUCUUGGAGACUAUGCAGAUGGACCUCGUCCAAUGGGUGCAAUUCUGUAUUGAAGAGAAGAAACCGUCUGCUGAUGUGCUCGAUCCUUCCCUUGCCAGGGACUCUGAACGGGAAGAUGAGAUGAUUGCAGCACUGAAAGUCGCUCUGGCUUGUGUUCAGGCGAAUCCAGAGCGAAGGCCAUCCAUGAGGCACGUUGCGGAAACCUUGGAUCGCCUCAACAGUUCAGGCUAGAAAAAUACACCAGAGAAGGCGAUCAUUUAUUAGAGCAUUUGAUGGUUGUACAGCUCAAGGAAGGCAAGGAAGCUUAGGGGACAUGAAGCUCCAUUAGUUCACUAUGUAGAACUAUCAUUUUCGCAGGACCCACAGGUUCUGUUGUGUUCUUAACAUGUUAGGUAGCACCUGUUAGUUUGCUGUCAUGAGUUAUGACUAUUGUGCUUGCCU